GGUAGAAGUGAAAAGCUAUCCGUGCCUACACACACCCAGCCGGAUCUGAUGUGCUGACGUGUCGGCUCUCUGCAGGCUGCAGCCCCAGUGCUCAUGCUCCAGCAGCGGAGUCAAGCCAGUCAACAAAACUGCCAGCAUGGCAGCAAAACACUUCUACCGACAAGGCUUGCUAUUACUUUUAUUCAACUUUAUUUGCACCGCAGCUUUGGAGAAGAGGUUCUCCGACUUUAAGAGAUGCGCCGACGAGGAGUGCAGCAUGCUGUUAUGUCGGGGAAAAGCUGUGAAAGAUUUCGUGGGACCCGACUGUCGGUUCCUUUCGUUCCAGGCGUCUGAAACUAUCUACGUUUACUACAAAUUGGCAGGAAGACGGUCUGAUUUGUGGGCUGGAAGUGUUGGAAGUCACUUUGGCUAUUUCCCAAAGGACCUUCUUGCAUUAAAUCACCUGUAUACUGACAAAGAAAUUGAAGUUCCAGCUGAGGAAACAGACUUCGUCUGUUUUGACACUGGAUUUGACAAGUUUGACAAUUACAAUGUAGAUUUACUGUUAGGCUUGUCAGAGGAGGAGAACGAUGAUGAAAAUAAGGAAAUAUCUGAUCCAGUGGCAGAAGAAAUGCAGAAAGAAACACAGCCAUCAAAGGAAGAAGAAGUGAAUGAGAGUGAAAAACAAGCUGAGCACCAUGAUAACCCGGAGGAUGCUUAUCAAGACCAUGACGAUCAAAGUGCCUCUUUACCUGACGUUGACAUAUCAACCCACUCACCUCCAGUAAACGUGGUAGAGUCCCAUACAGCAGCUAAUCCUGAUGCUACUGAAGGGCCUGAUGUUACUGGAGCUAUGCCUGAUGCUAAUGAAGGAGCUGCUGCUCCUACAGCUAUGCCUGAUGUUAUUUCAUCUACACCUGAUGCUAAUGAAGGCCCUGAUGCUACAGAAGAAGCAGAAGAAGUAGAAGAAGUAGAGGAAACACAUGAACCAAUGCCGUUUGUUAAAAAGCUUCCAGAUGUGAGUGAAACCAAAGAAACGCCUGUAGAGCCUGAAGUGGAAUCUGUGCCCAAGGAUGAAAAUGUUUCAGAGUUCGACAAAGUCUCUGUUUCUGAAGGAGUGCAAAUCCCAGAGUUGAAAACUACCCUAGGUACUACUUAUGACGCUGUCACCACUGAUGAAGAAAUCACCAAGAAAGUUACCCCGUACGAAGAGGAGGAAAGCGAUGAAGUGGGAGAUCUUCCUGAAGAACACAUAGAUGAGAAAGAAGAAACACCGCUGCUGACUUUCUCUGAAGAACCUGUGACCACUCCGCCAUCUGAUUUCCUGAAAACGCUGGUUAGUCCACCAACAACCCAGGGCGAUGAACCAAAGGCAGCAGAGGAGCAGGAGGAGAAGAACAUGUGGACAUCAAUCGGUGAUGCUGUGUUUUCAGUGGUCACUGGGGGAGAGCGGACACAGGACGUGAGUUUAGAGGAAGAGGAUGAGGAUCAAGAAGACGAACAAGUUGCGACAAAACCCCCUCAGGGUUUUGAGGAAGCAAAAAAAGACCCGUUAUCGGUAGAACCUCCAAAAGACUCUGAGAACCUAAUGAGAGACACUCAGGAUCCUGCUAACUCCAGCUCUGUACAGUCAGAUAGUGACUCCGAGAAACUUUUGUUUGAGGAUGAGAGUGUUGAAGAAGUCACCAAACCCAAGGAAGAUUGGGAUGAAGCAUUAAAACCAAAUGGUGAACCAAUCAAUCAAACAGAAGAGACGACAGUAUCAGAAGAUCCAGUAUCACCAGAUAGUGUGGGAAACCCAGAGGAUGAAAAGUCAGAUAUUAUAAUAGCACAUGAACCCACUGUGGACAAAGAGGAGGAAAAGGUGACCGAGGACUCUGGAGUUAAUGGGGAUAAGAUAAAUGAAAAGAACACUAGUGUCGAAAUAGAGCAGGACAACUUGGACAAUUCACCGGACGAAAACCAAACGGUGACCGAUCAAGAAAAUGAUCAGAGCCUUUUCAUCGAAGAGACAAAUUCAAAUGAUUCAGAUGUCAAAGAUGACAAAGAUACAAUAGUUGACAGUAUUCCUAAUACCAGAAGCGAACAUUUGGUGACAGAUUUAGAAAGCAAUAACAGUCGAGCAGAAUCUUUUGCAGAGGAACCAGAGAAUCACGAGGAACCACAUUCAGAGGAAAUAGACAGUGGGAUAGAAGAUGACUUGGGUAGCGAGGGAGAAGAUGAGAAAUACGCACAAGCAGAGGAGAGGGAAGAUGACAUUAAUGCACAGAUGGAGGAUGGGAGUGAUGAUGAGAAGUAUGAGGAGAAGGAAGAAUUACUUGAAGAUGAAAACGCUCUUUCUUCCUCACAAUCAGACACUAACAACCCUUCACCUGAAAUGGCUCAGUCCACUGUGUCAACUCCAGAGCCGGAAUACAGUGAAAGCGUUCUGAGACUGACUCUUCUGAGAGAACAUUUCUCAGCGGAGAGCAUGGAGCGGGUUCAGAGGUUUCUGGGUCUACAGAACCUCUUCAGAGUGGAGGCCAUGUUCUCUGAUCUGGACACGGAGCUGCAGGCAACCCGUCUGUCGAGCACGGGCAGCACGCAGGACAUCGAAAACGCACUCGAGGCUAUCCUGGAAGCCUCUGAGAACACUAUCCUGGACGAGAUCGAGAAGAUGCUCGAUAGCCGGGAGACGAAACAAGACUACGACCACCACAAGGACGCGAGCAGUUUGGAUGAGGAAACUGAAAUACUGGACGACUUCCAGGAGCUGGCAUUCAGCCUGCGACAAAAGUAUUCGACAGUCAGUGACAGUACGCCUGUGGCACCAGAGAAACCAUCAGAUCAAGCAGUUGAACAUGAACUGAACGUUCAAGCAGACACACCCCACGUCGAGGAAGAAAAGCUUGACCAUGUCCCCGAGAGCGACGACAACCUCACGGUUGCGGAUGGUGGAGAAAAGCCGGACGACAUUGUGGAGGAGACAACGGUUUUGGAUGAGGUGCCCGCCGGACCGGACGUCAGCGUGGAAGAGGAUGGCGGACACUUCAACAAAAACAAAGACGAUCAGCCGAGCUUCAGUGCAUCUGACGAGAUGCCGAAGGUCCCUCAAGCCACCCUGGAAAAUCCCUUAGACAUGGGCCUUGGUGAAGUUGAGCACUUGCCUUCAGGAUCUAUGGACACUAUGGAGCAAGUGUCUGAAAUGCAUGAAGAAAAAGAGGAGGAAGAACAAGAAGAAGUAGAAGAAGAAGUGGGAUUAUUCUCAACGGGAAUCGUUUACACAGGCUGCAUCGUUUCAAUGAUCAAGAAUAAAACUGCAGAAUGGACCACUGUGAUGAUUUCAUUACUGCCAGAGGAGUGGAGGCCCGGGGAGACGUUGUUUGGCUGUCCUUGGCAGGCCGUUAUCUUCACGGCUUUGGUUGGAGUGGUGACGUUCACUCUCUUCUUCUGGAGGACUAUUUUAGCUGUGAAGAAGAGGGAAUACCUUGUGGAUUCAAAAAGACUCACAGAGCAAAUCCAGGCGCUCAAAAAAGAGAAGAACGAUGUCCUCGCCAAAAUGUCUGAACUCCAGAAGCAGACUGAACAACUGAAAGAAAAUCAAAAACAGUCGAAGGAGACAGUGAGUUGUACAGUGAAAAAGUUACAGAACCUGGAGAGUAAAGUGUUGGAGGCAGAAACACUUAAUGAGCAGAUUGCUCAAGAAAAGAAUAAAUAUGCAAAACUACUUGAAGAAGAGCAGGCAAACUCUCUUCAAAAUGAAACCAGGAUUGAAAAAUUAGAGAAGUCAAACGAGAAGCUGCAGCUGAGCAGGAAGAAGAUUCAGGACGCGCUCGCUAAGACAACUGUUCUCCUGGAUGAGGCUAAGAUUCGUGAAGAUGCACGAACCGUUCAGCACAAAUGUCUCGAGAAAGAGUUUGCAGCAUUAAAAGAAGAGAACAAAACACUAAAGGCUACUAUAAAAGACUGGGAGGGCAAACACAAGGAGCUCAACGAGAAGAUUAAAGUCUACCAGAAGGCCCAGAAAGAGCUGGAGGACUCUGUGGUGCUCAAAGAUCACAACGUGGAGGUGUUGUCUGAACUUCUGGCAGACCUGGACGCUUGCGAUUUGCAAAAAGGCGACGCCAGAGUUUUGGCCAAUGGUGAAGUGGCGCCUGAUAAGAAGACGGCCAUAAAGAACAGAAUCAAACAGAUGAUGGAUGUUUCCAGGGUCCAGACCACUCUCUCUGUAGUUGAAGAAGAGCGUGAUCGCUUUAUGACCAAACUACUGAAUGAAGAAAAGUCCAGAAAGGAACUGGAAGAGCAACACCGAGAGCUGGAACUUGCGAUCGCAACUCUAAAAAGUGACAAGAGCCACGUUGAAAACCAGUUCAAGAUCCUCCAGCAGAAAAACGAAAUCAUGGUUGAAAUGUACCAGCAGAAGGAAAACGCUCUGCAGCAGAAAUUAACAAAGGAGGAGCUGGAGCGACGCAGCAAAGAGAGUCUUCUGUCCGAGGUGGGAGGAAAAGCUCUCGAGGCCGAGGAGCAGGUGAAAGUCUUAAGGCAGCGCAUAAAUGAGAUGGAGGAGCAGAUGAAGAAGACGGAGGAAGUCUACAAGGAGCAGAUAAAAGAACAAGAAAACAAAACUCACUCAAACUGGGUGAACGCUCGUAAUGCAGAGCGAGCCCUGAAUCAAGAGAAGCUUGAAGCAUCAAAGCUCCGGGAAAAACUGGCUGUUCUUACCUCCCAACUCAACGAGCGCCGUGCCCCCCUGUUCAGACCCAACUCCGGGCAACCUGCAGGCCCUCGCCAAGGUGACUCGUACGGACCCUCUCCGGUGAGUGGGGGUGCACCUUCCCCACCGUUAAUGAUCGAGGGUCCCAGGCGCCCUCCUUCCGCCCCAGUCGGGCGAAGAAUUGAUCCGUAUGGUCCUCGGCCUCCGUCGGAUCCACACGGCCGUUACCCCGACAACAAACACAUCUCUGGGAUGGACAUGAUGGGCCCACGUAGUUCGUCUCCGGCCAACUUGGACGGAUCUACACAGGAUGUAGAUCCACAGAUUAAAGCCGAGGCUCAGGCUGAGGCCUCCACAGAGAAUCCAGAGCCAGGUCCUGGAUCCUUCCUAGCGUCACCGAUCAGGGACUCACCCGGACCCCACGACCCACUGCUCCCUCCCGGACCCCACGGCCGCCUGCCCCCACCCGGCCCUUACAGAGCGCCGCGACCCGGCCCUUACCACCACCUCCCGCCCGGCCCUCCUCCUCCAAACGUCCCUCCUCCUUUGCACGGGCCUCCGCUACCAGCCAACGGACACCCAGGUAUGCCCCUUCCCGGACCCAUGGUGGGAGAGUUUGGACCUCGACCUGCCAAUGGACUCGCGUUCCACCCCAGGCCUGGGCCCGGACAUGUCAUUGAUCCUCGGGGUCCACCGCCGCCACAUUUCCGUCCUCCUCCACCACAUCCCUACGGGCCGCUCCCUCCUCCGCACGGCGUCCGAGGGCCCAUGGGACCACGUCCACCCCUCCCUCCUGACAUGCGCUUCCCAGGACCGCGCAGUUACCCCGGCCCACCAAUGGACCUGCCCCCGGGUGUCCCACCCCACCCCUCGCACCCCGGUGAGGCCUACGGCCGGCCUGCGCCCCCCAGCGCCCUCCAGAACUCGACGGGACCUCACAGCGGCCCCGGGCAGGACCUGCAGGAGAAGCAGGAGGCCCCUCAGGACUCAGCGAGGCCAGAAAUGGUCAAGCCUUAAAAAAAAAAAAACGCCACCAGCUACGGUAGAGGACUUGAACACAUCUCCCGUUCCUAAAAACCUUCACAAUAACAACCAAGAUCCAGUCCACACCAAGGGCAUGAUUAUUUUCAUAUUUCUGUCAUAAGUAAUGCAAAGAUGUUUAUUAAAAACAUGGUCCUUAGAUUAAACAAUCAUUCAUAAUUAUGUGUCUGAAAUCGAUAUAAAUUCAGAGGGAUGCCACUUUUCUAAACAGCUUAUUGUGCAAUAACACUUUAUUAUACGCCAUUUCAUUUUGUGUUGAUCUUUAAAGAAAAAAAAAAUCUAUAUAUAGCAAUGAUUUUUAAGGGGCAAAGGUUUUUAAGUCAUUUCCUGUGGAAAUUAUUUUAAAAUGAGAAAGAAGAGGAGGGAGGUUUAGCUUCUAGCAUUUCAGGAAUACCACCAUAAUUUUCCCAAAGCUGUUGCUUUAGUACGAACUGUAAAGCAAAUGUGUAAUUUGAUGGCCAGAUAUAACUUAUUUUACAAUGUUGGUAGAACUUUUAAUAAUAAAGAAUGUAUAAAAAAAAAAAAACAAAA
Mugil cephalus (flathead mullet) is the source of this 6244-nucleotide messenger RNA. It is a transcript of the gene mia3, whose product is annotated as MIA SH3 domain ER export factor 3. The record is from RefSeq and is a predicted model, not a curated record. The transcript is spliced from 28 exons. Bases 137 to 5689 code for a protein of 1850 amino acids. Gene Ontology annotation, cellular component: endoplasmic reticulum membrane; endoplasmic reticulum exit site. Gene Ontology annotation, molecular function: protein binding. Gene Ontology annotation, biological process: endoplasmic reticulum to Golgi vesicle-mediated transport; vesicle cargo loading; protein secretion. NCBI's taxonomy places the organism in Eukaryota, Metazoa, Chordata, Actinopteri, Mugiliformes, Mugilidae.